This is a messenger RNA of Acipenser ruthenus (sterlet), 10898 nucleotides long. Its product is annotated as AP2-associated protein kinase 1-like. The transcript is spliced from 21 exons. Gene Ontology annotation, molecular function: ATP binding; protein kinase activity. NCBI's taxonomy places the organism in Eukaryota, Metazoa, Chordata, Actinopteri, Acipenseriformes, Acipenseridae. Gene Ontology annotation, biological process: protein phosphorylation. The record is from RefSeq and is a predicted model, not a curated record. The coding region runs from base 1040 to 4051 and encodes 1003 amino acids.
AGUUGUAGUUCUGUUAUCGUCACUGGGAGGCUUGCGCUAGGACUACAACUACCAACAUGCAUCGCGAGGCGACUCUAAAUGUCGACAAUUUAGCUAUUUUUUAAAUUGUUAAUUUUACAGAUAUCUUUAACGUGGUUUAACAUAGGGCGGGCAGGCGGCUUUUUAAAAAAAAUGUCUAGUUUUUGAUUGAAUUGUGUUCCGUUUCGUGUUGUGUUUGUGUUUCCUGGUUUGUGGGGUCGCGAAGCCCAGCUGGCUGGAUUGCAAGAGGGAGAGACAUUCGUGCAAACCCGGAGAAAACAGCCUCUGGAUCACAAUUAUACCAAUUAAAUAAACACGGGCAUUGCCCGGGAUUAAAUCGAGAGGGUCUGUUAAAACGAAUUAAAAUGGCAGACCCGAAGGGAUCUAAAUAUACAUAAAUAUAUAUAUAUAUAUAUAUCUUCAAUCAGACUGGGGCUGCGCCAGUUUGCAAACCUGGCAGUGUUGUCAAAUUUAUUUAUUCAUUUCUUAGUUAGAAAAAAAAGAAAUCUGAGGACGGAACAAUCAUUUUCAAGUAUUACACUUUUUUUUUAAAGAAAGCAAAUCAGGGAUCGGAUUUUAUUUUUUAACAUCAAUGCAAUCGUUUCAAUCAUAGCUGUAGUACCUAUAUUUUUGUUGAAAAUACUACUUUGCAGAAACGCGAUUAAAAAAAAAAUAGGUUGCCUUUGAUUUGUCUAGUGUACACAAAGUGAAGCCCCAAAAUAUUUAACCCGUAUAGCAAUUGGAUUUAACGUUGUGGGUUAACGCUUCAGUUUUUGAGUAAAUACAAUCUGUCUUAAAAAUUACGGGACGUUUAACCCUACCUCGCUCCAUUCUGGGACAGUAAUAAUAUAGUAUAUAUAUAUUAUUAAAAUAUUUUUGGACCUGAAACUAAACCAAGCGUUCGAGGAGGAGUCUUGUGUAUUAUUAUUAUUAUUAUUAUUAUUAUUAUUAUUAUUAUUAUUUCGUUUUAUCUUUGACGUUUUUAAUUGAAGUCCUUGGUUUUUGUGAUCGCUCCGGAGAGAUGAAGAAGUUUUUCGAUUCACGCCGAGAGUUGGUAGGGUCGGGCCCCGGCUCCGGAGCUGGCGGCGGGGGAGGCAGCGGUUCAAGCUCCGGGGGCAGUUACAUCGGAAGAGUGUUCGCCGUCGGACGGCUUCAGGUCACUGUGGAAGAAACCCUGGCUGAAGGUGGAUUUGCCAUCGUGUUCCUCGUGCGAACUCACCAGGGCGUGCGCUGUGCCCUGAAGAGGAUGUACGUGAACAACGAACACGACCUGCAAGUGUGCAAGCAGGAGAUUCAGAUCAUGAGGGAUCUUGUGGGCCAUCGGAACAUCGUGGGCUUCCUGGACUCCAGCGUCACGCCGGUGGGAGCGGGGGACGUGUGGGAGGUGCUCAUCGUCAUGGAUUACUGCAGGGGGGGUCAGGUUGUAAACCUGAUGAACCAGCGUCUCCAGACUGGCUUCACAGAGACGGAGGUGCUGCAGAUUUUCUGUGAUACGUGUGAGGCCGUGGCGCGGCUCCACCAGUGCAAGACUCCCAUCAUCCACCGUGACCUCAAGGUAGAAAACAUCCUGCUCCAUGACCGGGGUCAUUAUGUUCUGUGUGAUUUCGGCAGCGCCACCAACAAAUACCAGAACCCACAAAGUGAGGGGGUGACGACGGUGGAGGACGAGAUCAAGAAGUACACCACCCUGUCUUACCGCGCUCCCGAGAUGGUGAACCUGUACAGCGGGCACAUCAUCACUACCAAGGCAGAUAUCUGGGCGAUGGGCUGCCUCCUCUACAAGCUCUGCUUCUUCACCCUGCCCUUCGGGGAAAGCCAGGUGGCCAUCUGUGACGGCAGCUUCACCAUCCCCGACAACUCUCGCUACUCCCCCGACAUGCACUGCCUGAUCCGUUACAUGCUGGAGCCUGAUCCUGACCAGCGCCCUGAUAUCUACCAGGUCUCGUACUUCGCCUUCAAGCUGGCCAGGAAGGAAUGCUCCGUGCAGAACGUGCAGAACUCUCCAAUCCCAGCCAAGCUUCCUGAACCGGUCCGAGCCAGCGAGGCUGUAGCUAAGAAGAGCCAGACCAAAGCCAGGCUGACGGACCCCAUCCCCACCACUGAGACCUCCAUUGCCCCCCGGCAGCGUCCCAAAGCCGGGCAGACUCAGCCAAACGCAGUCGGCAUCCUGCCCAUCCAGCCAGCCCUCACCCCCCGCAAGAGAGCCAACGCUCCCCUGGUGCCCGCCCAGCAACAAGGUGUUACUCUGGCCGCUGCCCAGCCCGCCCCUGCUCCAGCUGUCCAAUCACAGAAGGCUCAAGCUCCCCAGGCUCCCACCCCCCAGCAGCAAGCCACACCCACCCAGACCCAGGCUCCUCCCACCCAGCCGCAAACCACGCCCUCUCAGUCUCAGGCCCCUCCCGCUCACCCCCAAGCCAUGCCUCAGCACCAGCAGCUCUUCCUGAAGCAGCAACAGGCAGCGUUCUUCAGUCAGCAGCAGCAACAGCAGGCUAUUCAGACACAGCAGCAGUACCAAGUCCUGCAGCAGGCGGCAGCCCAGCAGCAAAUGAUGCAGCAGCAGAUGAUGCAGAACUUCUACCUGCAACAGCAGCAGCAGGCGCAACUAAUGGCACAGCAGGCAGCCAUGCAGCAGAAGGCUGCAGCAGUGGUGCAGUUAAAGCAGCAGCAACAGCAGCCUCCUCCUCAACAGGCAACGCAGCAAGCAGCACCCGCGCAGCUCCCCAUGCAACAGCAGCAGCAGUCUCAAGCUGCCAUGCAGCACAAGCAGCUGUCCCCACCGCAGCAAACACAGCCCGCUGCAGUGCCAGAGGAGACGGUGUUGCCCCAAGGCAGGGCUCGCCCAGUGCAGAAAGUGGGGUCCCUCACCCCCCCCUCCUCCCCCAAGACCCAGCGGGGGGGUCACCGGCGCAUCGUGAGUGAUGUCACACACAGCGCGGUGUUCGGCGUGCCGGUCAGCAAGUCCACACAGCUGCUGCAGGCUGCCGCGGCCGAGGCCGGACUCAACAAGUCUAAGUCUGCCAGCACCACUCCCUCUGGCUCUCCCCACUCCUCCCAGCAGAGUGUGUACCAGCCCCCCCCAGCCGCGGACCCCCCCUCCGCGCUGAGCACCCCCCCUGAAUCCUCGUCCUGGAACCCCUUUGGCAACGACAACUUCUCCAAACUCACCGCGGAGGAGCUUCUCAACAAGGACUUCGGCAAGCUCAGUGACAGCAAGGCUGCGGAGAGGCUCAGCACCUCCACUGAGAAUCUGAUCCCAGGCCUGCAGCCAGCCCCCACCCCGCCUGCCAACAACUUCGGGGCAAAGCCCUUCCCUCCCGGGGCAGGGGAGAGAUCUGGUGAUAUUCUUGGUUUGGAUUCCUGCCCUCCCCCUUCUCUGCUGGGUGUUCCAGACCCCUUCACCCCUCUGCCUCUCUGUGACACUCCAGAAAAGCUGAUUGAGGGACUCAAAUCCCCCGAGCCUCCCUUGCUGCUCCCUGACCUUUUACCUCUGGCUGACCCCUUCAGCAGCUCCACAGAGGGCUCCUACAACGGUAAAGUGGAUGCCAUGGUGGACUCUUUGAUUCCUGGUCUGGAAGCCCCCCAGGCUCAGAGGCUCCUCUCCCAGACUGACUCGCUCUCCUCCCCCCUCACAGAUUCUCUGACUGGGGAGGACUCUCUGCUGGGCUGCUCUCUGCUUCCUCACCCCCCAGUUGCUCCCUCCGCUGCCCCUGGCUCUAGCGCCCCCGCCCCUGCCCCUGCCCCUAUUCAAGCCCCUGGCUCCAGCUCUGGCCUUGGCCUCGGCCUGGAUGAAUUCGCAUCCGUGUCUCUCUCUGCUCCGCUUCAGUCUGACUCCACGAACCUGAUUUCAGGGUUUGAGCUUCUUCCUGAAAGCUCUGGGAUAGUGAAGGAGGAUGAGUUUGAUCCCAUCCCAGUGCUCAUCUCUAAAAACUCCUCCCAAGGUGGUCAUUCGCGCAACAGCAGCGGCAGCUCGGAGUCCAGCCUGCCAACCCUGGCGUGCUCUCUGCUCCUCGUGGACCAGCUGAUCGACCUGUAAGGGGGGGAGGGUGGAGGAGGGUGACUCGUCUCUCCUCCGCCUCCUCCUCCUCCUCCUCAUCCCUGCGGAGUCCGCUCUUCUUCUUCCUCUUCCUCUUCUCGGCACGCCAGGACUCCCUCCCGCUGACUCUCCGCAUGGCCUGCACAGAUCCCCUUGUCUCCGCACCCGGAACCGUUGAGACCCAAAUGAUCAGGAACGCGACGGCAAUCCGAGCGGUCUAAAGAAGGAUCGCUGUGAUUCGCUCCCCACCCUACCCCCCCCCCCCCCUCUGUCUCUAUCGCCAAGGAUAAUAAAUUCAUCUGCAAGCGUUUCCGCUAGACUACCAGUAGAGACGCUUGUCGUUUUGAAUUCAUCACAUUUAUUUCUAAGGAGAGAUGCUGAUUCCUCAAUUCUCCUCCUGGUCAUGUCAGUUGUAUCAUUUAGGGGAGUUCUGAAACCCAGUACUAGUUUGUAACCCUGGUCUCUCUUGGAGUCUAGUGGGUCCUCACACUCAUAUGAACCAUCCACUCACCUUGUCUGCCUCUCCUUUGUUAACUGCAGUGAGCCUGGUUUUAGCCUUGACUGAACACAAGUGGUUCUACCUUGACUUUGGGGAGCCCCGGGAGGGGGCUAGAGUCCGUUCUGGUCAGAUCUGUAGCAAUCUCAUGAAGUUCUGUUGACAUCUUACUCCUAAAUCUGUGAGCAUCUCCCGCUGUACCAUUCCCAGUUUCCUGUUCUGUUGUGGCUUCUCUGUUAGUCUUACUGUUCUCGCCUUGAUGGCAGUCUUCUAGGGCAGUGGCCCUCAUCGGCCAAUCACCUGACCACAAGCUUCUAAUUUGGUCUGUUUAAAAAAAAUAAUCUGUUUCCAUUGGCUAGCUGACACUCUGAGUCAAGCCAAUACGAAAGUCGAGUAAGCAGAUGUUUUGGCCAAUGAAUUUAGUUUAAUGCAAGUCUUGUUUCACCAGUGAAGGCAUUUUCCAAAGCAUUUGUCUACUUGAGUUUUGUAGGGAUGGAAGAACUGGUCAGAACAUGGCAAGUUACAGUAGCUGCUCAAUGGAAAAGCAUUGCCCUACAAUUGUCAAGGCUUGGUGUUUCCUGAUCUGGUGGGGACUACAUUACCCACAUCCCCCCCACUAGUCCCUUACCAUUCCUACAAUACCCACAUUCCCUUUCUCUCACAUUCCCACAUUACCCAUAACCCUCUCUGCCCAUUCCACCAUAUACAUUUUCCCGUUCUCUCUCUCUCUCUCUCUCUCCCCAAAUCGCCAGUGCAUCAUUCUCUCGUUGUUUCAUUUUGUGUUUCUAAACCAAACAAUUGCUUGAAACAAAACCAAAACCCAUAGUGGUGUUCAUGUUGUCCGUUUUUGCUUUUGACAUGUCCAGUCGGAGAGAUGCACGUGAACAAGCUUGUGUAAUCUUGCAGCGGUAAACGAUCUCUGUGCUGCGGGGCUUGUACUCUGAAGCAAAGCAGCUUCUGUGAGCAUGGGGGGGGGUCUAAACACGACAAUCUGUGUGCUUAAUGGAUCACUCAAAAAAAACUAUAAAAUAUCCCUCAACAAGUUACAUUUUCAAUCCACGUAUUCUUAGCUUUGUAGGUUCUGCUUUGCGGAGUCACAAACACAGAGACUGGUCCAGUCUAGUUAAUGACCGGUUCCUGUAGACAGUAAGGUGUGUGUGUGCGGUAUCAGCUGGUAUUAAAUAAACCCAUUCCUUUGUUGAUAUUUCAAAACAAGACAAGCCGCCCUUUCCUUUACAAUUGGGUACCAGUCGAUUGACGAUUUAACUUUCACGCUGAGUGUUAAGACGAUUUUGGAAGCAAGGUUUCCUCGUCUGCGGCAAUGACAUUUUUACUGCUGUAUCAAGGCAAGGAAAAUUGGCUUCCGUUCGGGUGAGGGAAGGACUGCUUUCUCGUUCUGAAAUCAGCACCUUAAUAAGUGAUUUGUUGAAUAGCUGUUCUGCUUUAGCAUUGAUAAGGGGCACAAUAAGCACGCAAGGUGGCAGUAUUCAGUGAAGUCCGAAGGGAUGCGCAGACGACACUUUCAAAGGGAAAGAAAGGUGUCUCAAGUACUGGGUCGGUUCUGUUGUCCUGUACGGGUCGGACCGGGCUAGACCCAGUCCUGUGAUGGUAACAUUCCUUCAUGUUUAAUAUUUUAUUCUUUUUAAUAAGCGGACAGAAAGCACUUCAUCCCAAAAGCAGUCCUUUACCCUUGGUGUAUAAAUCAACGAUCCAGACUCCUGUUUUCCUUUUCAAAAUAAAUACAUACGUAAAUACUAAAUAACUGAAUGAAUAAAUAAAUAAAUGAAAAAUAAAUAACUAAAUAGUGUUAAGAAACUUUCAGCUCUCACAGUAAGAAUAAAUGUGAAUAUAUAGAUAGAAUGAAUGUAAGAAGUGAGUAUCAAUAUAUAUUAUAUAUUAUAGAUUUAAGACUUCUUUUUCUGUGACUUCUAGAGUGUAACAAUGGUGUUUUUUUUUUAUGUCGCAUCUGUACCAAGUCUCUCUCUCUCUCUCUCUCUCUCUCUCUCUCUCUCUCUCUCUCUGUUUGGGGGGGGGGGGGCAGUGAUUUUGAAUUUCCAAAUGACUGGCCAGCAUACUGAUGCUUUUGUUUCAACUGCUGUAUAAAAUAUAAUUAUUUCCGAAGUAGGGGAGGGAGCGACCUGGAGUUUUUGAAAACCCAUUUAAUUCCAGACCCAUACAUUUAUUGCAUUCGGUCUCGUUUUCAAACCCGGGUUUCAUGGCAACAAACAUGUUGAGCUUUAAACUUUUAGCUGCUGUGUGUUGCUUUGUACUGUAGGAGGCGCUGUUGAGCUGGGUUGGUUCUGUGCGUUACUGCACAGUACUGACUGGGCUUCUCAAUUUAAGAUUGGUUCACCGCUUUUACAAAAAUCCUUGAAAUGACUUAAUUUCUUUGCAAUUUGAACUCCAAGGCUGUUAAAAUCUAUUUGUAGCUUGGCUUGGUGCUACUUUCAGAUUUUGAGAUGUUUUGGAGAACCGUGAACUCAAAGGAUUGUAAACCAAAUGGACGUGUUUCUGCUUGUGUUUAAUGAUGGACUCAGUGGUUUCCAUCUUUGCAAAACUUUUAAACUUUUAAGAAUCCUUGCAAAUACAAUACAGCUUAACCUAAUCGAGACAAGUCAGGAUGAUUCUGCAAUUGCAGAGCUUGACAGCGCCCCCUACUGCCCUGAGCCAGUGUAUCGCUGUAUUUGAUCUGGUGGUUUUAACAAAUAAAUCUGAUAUUACAGUAAAGGUUCUCCAACAGGGCUGGGUUGAAUGAGAGGUGGUAGCUGGUUUGGUGUGGUUGGAAAGACUCAACCUUGCAGAGCAGUUUUGAGGCAUUGCAGUUAAUUUUAGAUUUGCCUUCUCUUAAACAGAUCUACGCAAAUGAAGCUCACGGCAAAAACCUGGGCUUGUCAAACUGCUUGGCAAUGGGCAUCUUUCUCCGUCUUGGCGUAAAUUAAGUGACUGUAGCCAUUCUCAGGCUCUGGCAUGGUUGCUGCCUCUUCCUGAGCUGUGGGUGGAGGUGUUUCAGGGAGUGUUGUGAGACUGUGGCACACCACCGUAGAUCACUGUACAGUUUAGCACAGCCCAGAUCUAUCCAUCUCCUUGUGUAUCCGGGAGGUGAGCCCCCUUGUGUUCUGCUGUUUUAUUUGCAAGGGGCUCCUGGAAGAGGCUCACUCAGACACGUGACGGUUACAUUGUAAAAGAUCUACAGUCCGUCUCUUAAAGAGCUUUGCAGUAUUUGGAUCUGCUCUGUAACUGUUUGUCGAAGAUCAUUUCUAAAUUCUAACCCCGAGCUUCUGUGUUUCCCCGCAGUCCUGCCUCGUUCUCGUCCUGAAACGCUGCCCGUCCGCAGGGAAACGAUGCUGUUCUCUUUAUGAUUUCAGUGUGUAGAACAGUCGUCCAUGUGCGUCACAGUUUCUGACGCUGCCCCCUUGUGGUGGGGUGAGGAUGAUGACGGGAGUUUUUAUUCCUGAUGUCCUCAAGUCUCGGUCAGAGGGCUUCACUCAGUCUGGGCGUCACUUAUCUGGGGUACCCAGUGUUUUCAAGUACGUUUACACUCUUCUGUAUUUCUGAGAGCCAGCUAAUUCAAUACAGUCUAGUGUAGAGAACUCAGUGCUGUACUGGGGAUCUGAGAGCCAGCUAAUUCAAUACAGUCUAGUGUAGAGAACUCAGUGCUGUACUGGGGAUCUGAGAGCCAGCUAAUUCAAUACAGUCUAGUAUAGAGAACUCGGUGCUGUACUGUGGAUCUGAGAGCCAGCUAAUUCAAUACAGUCUAGUAUAAGGAACUCAGUGCUGUACUGGGGAUCUGAGAGCCAGCUAAUUCAAUACAGUCUAGUGCAGAGAACUCAGUGCUGUACUGUGGAUCUGAGAGCCAGCUAAUUCAAUACAGUUAGUCUGACAGGCAGUUUAUUAAACCUAUAUAAGGAACAUCCAUGGAAAGGGGUUGGUUUUGAUUUCGUUUUUUGUUAACAGGCUGGAGUCCAUGCAGUGUUUUUUAUUUUAAAAUGAAGCGUUUGGGUUGGGUGGGUAUUUUACACGUUACAUUUCAAGCAGACGCAGACUUUAAAUCCAUCAGUUUGAAGGAAGAACCCAGAAUCCAGCCUCUCCCCUUUUUUUAAAAAGCUGCACUACGACUGGCUGCUCCAGAAUCACCCUGAUCCCUGUUAAAAAGAUCAUCUUUUCCUAGCCUUCACUUCACACAUCUGCCCCAGCUGUUACUGCCGAGCGUACCACACCAACUCCAGCAGCCCACUCUCUGCUGCACAGCAGUGCACGGGGAGCACUGUGGUUCUUUGGAAGUAGAUUCAAAUAAUUCAAACACUAUAGCUGAAUGAUCUGUAGUAAUUAAAUGACUAGUGCAUCUGUGACCGUGUUAAAGAACGGCUUAUGGUCUGGAUAGAGGUUAAACGAUUCAGAAUAUGCUGUUAACACCUGUUAAUAUCGACCCCUUUCCUAGAUGGUUUUUGUGUAAAUGUAUAUGCGGCCAGACCUCCAUUAUCAGAACCAAGUGGGACCAGAGGGUGUUUGCAUAAUCGAAUUACAUCUGCAGUGUUUUUAUAAUGACUUUCCCAAUCCAAGAUAACUCCUGAAAAAGAUAUAGUACAAACCCCUUGGCCUUUCUAAAUCUGUAACAUGCAGCACUGCGCUGUGAUGUAGAUACCAGAGAUUGAGGGGGUAAAGGGAUAAAGAAGUCUUGCAAUGUCUCUGCCUCCCUCCCUAUUCUGUCUUGUCAUUCCCUCUUCUCUCAGCUGUACAGUGAGUUUCUAGCAGGUUUCUGUGUGGCUCACCUAUGCAAUCCUAGUGAUUUUUAUUAGACACCAUGCUGUUUGCAGUAGAGGUCUAGCCUUGCUGGUAGAUUUACUUACUCUUGUGUUGCUGUGACAAUGUUACCCAGUGUGUUUAAAAAUCCAGCAGUAACGCCCCUCCCUGGUGUGGAACAAUGUGUAAUUCAAUGUGUACCUUCUCUAUUUUUAUUAAAUGACCAAAAAAGAAAAAAAAAAAACCUUAAAUAAACAUGUACAUGUGAAUGUAAAAGCUGCUGUUGGUUUUGUAUUUUUUUUUUAUUCAGCCUGAGAAGCAUACAAAGUUUGCAAGGGCAGUGUGUCACUUGGAUGUUCUAUACCAUUGGGGGAUGAAGGUGAUGCAUUGCUUAACUGCUGCCCGCUGUUCCUACAGUUCAUGCAAAAACAGUUUUUGUAGGUGUCGGAUACAGCCCAACAGUGCAGUGGCAGCAGGGAUGGAAAUAAGACUCCUGUUGCAUAGCAGUUUCACUGAUUUUUCUCCAGGUUUUACUAUGAGCUUGAUUAGCCAGUGUGUGCUGGUAACGAGCUCCGGUGUGUCUUACAAAACUCCUAGUAAAACCAUGAAUGGAUCAAACGAGAGCAACAGGAGUCUUAUUUCCGUCUCUGUUAGCUUGCUGCCAGGUGUGCUCUGCACUGGACAGGUUGUCCAGCACAAUAGUGACCAAGACACUUUUAUAACAACUUGUCUAUACAUCAGCGCUACAACCACCGCCUAUAAAUCCUCACACACACGCACACACACAGACAGCAGUCUCAUUUUCAAGGUAAACUAUAGCAGGUUGUUCAGGAAAGAUUUUUAUUAAAGCAAUAUGGGGAUGUGGUCAGUAAUCCCAGGUGGAUUAUAGGUUAGAUUGCUUCAGGAUUUAGUUAGUGUUGGGAUUAUUUCGAUGGACCCCCCGCGACCGUCUCCUCUCUUUGGAUCUCUCCCGUGGACCUCUCUGUCUCUCCCAGUCUCACUCUUACUAACUCCUGUCCUGAUCUGCGCUGGCUAACGUCCUCCUCCUUCUCCCUCCUGCUGCUCAGAAGGUAAUGAUCUCUUUCUCUCCGAUGCUGUCUGUCUGUCUGUCUGUCUGUCCGUCUGUCAUCUUUUACUUUUGAAUCUGCAUUUUGAAAUGAUGCUUCGUUUCCACAGGCAAACGGUAGAGUCCUGCACAUCUUGACGAGGCAGAUGUUUCUUAAAGGGAUUCAACUAAUUUGAACGCUAAUACUAGCCAGAGACGAUUUAGGUGUCUCUUGUAUUCUUUACAGAAACUUUAACAUAAGCCCCCCCCUCCCAUUCUCAAUAUUCUGUUCCGUUUACCAGAACCUGUACGAUUUGGAACCUGCAUCGUCCGGAACCUGUUUAUUUAGGUUCCAGAUGCUCUAAAAAUUUACAUUUUCAUGUGAUGGGGUUCUUUUCUGAGCUUAGUAACGAUAUUGAAGUAUAUUUUUCAUGCUUUUUUUUUUUUUAACCUAAAUGUUUUUUUGUUUCGCUCAUGUUAAUGAAUGUUGUUUAGGUAAAUGCACACCAUGUGAUAUAUUUUUGUUUCUUUUAUAGCAGAGAUUUGCUCAUCCUAAAUUUUACCAA